AUGGGUUUCGGAUGCAGUAAAAUUGAUCAACCUACUAAUAGUAUACAGCGACUCUCAAUAACAUCUAAUGGAUCCAUUUUUAGUGCUGCUAGCCAUACGACUCAUGCAACUACUAAGAAUAUAAUGGACAAUAUAGUUCAUGAUAUCGACACUGAGCAAUUAAAAUUGAAUGCAUUCUAUAUUCGAUUGACUGAAAACAAGAUUAAAAUCAAACAAUUACUUGAACCUGUGUUGAUAAAUCAUGAAUUGAUUGUUCUAUUGAAAAAACGUUUGGUGAGUAUCCUCGAGAAAUGGAAUUUAUCUCCGACAGAACAAUUGGAUCAAACAGAGAAGUUAACUUUUCGAAAUAUAGCAAUCUUCUUCUCUGAAAUCGCUGAAAGGUUCAACUCAGACACACCGCCGACCAUCUAUCGAACUUUUCUAUCGUCUAUGCCAUGUAUAUCAAUCAUGCAGCAGUGCUUAGACAACAUGGCUGCUGAUGGAAAACAUAUGACUGAUCCGCAUGAUCAAUACAAUUUAGAAAGUUUCUCAUAUCUGCUCAACACUUUUCGAAGUUUCGACACUUCAUCCGGUGACCAUUCUAUUGACGAAAUACCAUCCAUAUUUCCCUUACUCAUAUCUGUUAGCGAUCUCAUUCGUUCAAAAUAUUACAAGCAAACAUUUCUUAAUCUGUCACAUGAUGCCAACGAGUUUACCAUCUUAGAACGUUUUCUCCUAGAAAGAUGUCCUGGUUUUGUAAAUGCCUACAAAGGAAAACGUUCGUCAGAAAUCCAUAAUCGACUAUUAGAACAAUUAUUCGAUCAAUCUGUGGAAUUUUUAGAAUAUUUCUUACCGAAUGUUCAAACCUGGACAUCACCAGUCAUUCUUGCGCUGACCCAUGUAAUCGAUAUCAUGGUAAAUGCAUCAUCCAGUGCUCAAACUCAUAUUUUUCAACAUCCAAAAAUCAUUGAAUAUGUGCUAAUCAUCCUUUGCAAUCAACGUCUUUGCUCGAAACUACCGUCCAAACAAAUGACGCCUGAAACAUGGCUCAUCAAUUCGAUUCUGACUGGUCUUCAUAAUAUGAUCUACGAUUCUAAACUUCUCGCAAUUAUACAACAGAAAACAGUCACAUCGAUUUUCCUGAAUAUUACUAGUAUUUCCUCUUACGAUCGUAUUAGAAUACAUGCCUAUCUGAUCUUAGCUGGUAUUUUGAACGAAGCUGAAAUCAAACAAUUGAACAAUGCGAAAGAAAUUACAACGGUUUUCCUCAUAUAUUUGACGAAAGCAAUGCAGUCGCCUGAUCGAAUGUUUCGAGGUGUGCCGCUGAUAGCGAUUCUUUGCGGCUUGAAAACUCUCGUGCAACAUGAUGAAAUCAAGAGUGAAAUGUUAGCACAAAAUGGAAAUUUAGAAACACUAUCCACUGUUAUUUUCAAAAGCAACGGUCAAGAAUUAGCGCAUGCAUUGAGUAUUCUGUGGACACUAUCAUUCGAAAAGAACGUAGCUUUAGCAAUCAUUAAGAACGACAAGCUAAUCAGCCGAAUACAAAUUCUAGCGACAGAGACGACAUCUAAUACACAAAUCGGUAGCACCAUAUCAAGCGCUGCACAAGGAAUUCUGUGGCAAAUUCAAGGUGAGAAAGAAAAUGGAAAAGUUGUAAAUGAAUCUGAUGAGCCAGUCUCGUCGUCGAAUAAAGAUCGUAAAACGUCAGGGAAAACGAAGAAAUACGAUCUUAUGAUCAGUUAUGCGCAUGACGAUAAAGAGCUAUGCCAUCGAAUUGCCGAUCAAUUGAUUCGUGAUGGCUUCAGCGUUUGGAUCGAUAAGAAUAAUAUGACUGGUUCAACCCCCGCUGCCAUAGCCGAUGGCAUUGAAAAUAGUGAAAUAGUCUUACUUGGAAUGACCUACAGUUAUAAAAUUAGUCCAUGGUGUCAACGAGAGGGCAACUAUGCAUUUCAACGUCAAACGAAAAUCAUUCCGCUCAAACUACCUCCUGCCUAUUCACCAGAUGGCUGGCUUGGUCUACUUGUGUCUAAUUUGAAUUAUAUCAAUUUCUCCAAAUUCGACUUCAGUACCGCAUAUGAACAACUGAAAGCAGAAAUUCGCAAACUAUCCAAUACCAAAGUAGCGCAAGGGCCUGCCACGACCGAUCCCGUAGGUGAUACUGAAUACGUCUAUCCUCCACAAUCGAAUGGUCUCUACGCAACAAUUCCGAUUCAGAAUUGGUCACAGCAACAUGUCAUUGAUUUCAUGAACGAUAAAAAAUUAUACCCGUUAAUUUUACUUUGCAAAGGAAUGGAUGGAGCUGCUCUAUAUCAGUUAUACACGUUUUGUAACGACAAUCCAACUGUCUCCUUCGACUCGCUACAGAAGAAACUGGAGAAAAAAUUCAAUAACUAUGAUCUUUCUCCGAUUGAAUACACAAUUUUCAUCAGUGAAAUGAAAAAACUGACUAUACUUGUUUAG
This is a messenger RNA of Adineta ricciae, 2439 nucleotides long. Lineage: Eukaryota; Metazoa; Rotifera; Eurotatoria; Adinetida; Adinetidae. The record is from the annotation of a GenBank genome assembly.